This is a messenger RNA of Caenorhabditis angaria, 5407 nucleotides long. NCBI's taxonomy places the organism in Eukaryota, Metazoa, Nematoda, Chromadorea, Rhabditida, Rhabditidae. The record is from the annotation of a GenBank genome assembly.
AUGAAUGAAAGGUGGGAGAAGGGAAUUGUUGUUGGUAUUUCGAAUGAAUGUUAUUAUGUUGCGUCAAGAAAUGAGGUAAUUUUCAUUGAAAAAUGUUAUUUUUUUCAUAAAAUUUUGAAAAAAACCGCGAAACUUUAGGAAUAUUUUUUACGCAAAAAUUCGACGAACCACACUUUCAAAAUAGGCGAUUGUAUGAAUUUCACAUUUGGUAUUGUCGAUACAUCGAAUGGUCAAAAACAUCGAGGAAUUGUGUUGAAACAUGAGCAAUGUGCACAAUUUGUCGAGUGGGAAUUGUUGAAAACGAAAAAUGCUGCGAUUCUGAAGUCGGAUAUUUGUGAGGUGACAAUUGAAAAUCAUCCGUAUUCGAAGCGACCGGUUCGAUGUGUGCGGACCAAGUUUCUUGAGGUAAUUUUGAAAUUUUUGGGGGCUCUAAAGGCUUCCUAAGGCUUAUAAGGGCUUCUAAAGGCUUUUAAAGGCUUCCUAAGGCUUCUAAAGGCUUCCUAAGGCUUCUAAGGGCUUCUGAAGGCUUUCUAAGGCUUGUAAAGGCUUCCUAAGGCUUCUAAAGGCUUUCUAAGGCUUCUGAAGGCUUCUGAAGGCUUCCCAAAGCUUCCCAAGGCAUCCCAAGGCUUCUAAAGGCUUCUAAGGGCUUCUAAAGGCUUGCUAAGGGUUCUAAAGGCUUCUAAGGGCUUCCUAAGGCUUGUAAAAGCUUCUAAAGGCUUCUAAAGGCUUCAUAGGACUUCUAAAGGCUUCUGAAGGCUUCCUAAGGCUUGUAAAGGCUUCCUAAGGCUUCUGAAGGCUUCUAAAGGCUUCUGAGGGCUUCUAAAAGCUUCUAAAAGCUUCUAAAGGCUUCCUAAGGCUUCUAAAGGCUUCUAAAGGCUUCCUAAGGCUUCUAAAGGCUUCCUAAGGCUUCCUAAGGCUUCUAAAGGCUUCCUAAGGCUUCUGAAGGCUUCUAAGGGCUUUUAAGGGCUUUUAAAGGCUUUUAAGGGCUUCCUAAGGCUUCCCAAGACCAAAAUGUGCACAGUGUUUUAAUAAAAACAAUUCCAGAAAGUUUAUGAUAGUGAUGUUGAUACAAAAACAUUCGGUCUAACCGAUUCGGAUUUAUUAAAUAUGAAAGCUGUUGCUAUUCGAGUCACCAAUUCAGAAAAGAAAUAUUUUUGGGCGCUUCUUGGCUAUGAAAGAAAAUUCAACGGAUCCCUGCAAAAUUUCACGAGUGAUAGGAACAUGUUAGAAGGAAUCGUGCUAAAUUUGCCAUCAAAAACUGGACUUGAUACAAUUUAUGUUUGGGUUCCCGGAAGACGACGAAGUCUUGUACUUUCUCCGAGUGUCAGGUAUUUUUUUUGUGUUAGAAAUUUUUUGAAAAAAAAUUUAUUUAAUGUGUUUUCAGAGGAAAUCAACCGCGAGAAAAAUUUUUGGGAAAUUGGAUCUCGUUUUCGGUUUCUCCUGGUGUUUGUGAAAUCGAUGUUAACAGCGAUAUUCGAAUUAUUGAUGAUGUUCUACCAACUAGAUUUCAUUCAAAUUCAUUUGAAGUUAGGGUAAAUGUUUCAUUUGAAUAUGAUUGUGACAACAGAAUUCGAGUUCCUGAAUUGAGGAGUAGAGAUUGUGGAAUUGUGGUGGAUACAUCAGCAACAUUAGGUAUUUUAAUUUGUUUUUAAUUUUUAAAAUUUUUUUAUAAUACCUUCAGAACGAUACAAUCGAUUGAGAAAUUUUACUGAUUCGGCUUGGGUUUAUAAUUUUCCUUACGAUUUAUCAAGAGAUAUUCGAUUUGUUCUUUCGGAAAAGCAAAAUGAAUGGGAUCGGUGAGACUUAUCGGAACUUGAGAUUGAAUUUCAAGAAGGAUUUUUAGAUUUGAAACAUCGCGAGAGCCAAGAAUUCAAUUUUAUGAUGAAAAUUUGAAUGAACAAAGAAGACUAGCUUCACCGGAUUCUGAUGUUGAGUGAGUUGAAUUUUUUUUUUUGGAACAAAAAAAAAUCAAUUUUCAUUCAGCUCUUGGGAUCAACCUCGAAAACCAGACGAAAACUCCUACAGAAGAAAAUUGAGAUAUGAUAAAUCAGAAAAAAGGGAUGAUACAAACAGUAUUCCAUCAACAUCUAGAAGUUUCGAGGAAUCUCAAUCAAUUCGAAACAAUUUGAAUAAAUUGAAAAAGAAAUAUGAUUAUUUGACUGAAAAUGAUAUGGAAAUACCGGAAAAAUUGAUAGAAGAAUUGAAAAAGGCUAGAAUUGAAGAGCAAAAUUCGGCGAAAAUCAAGAAUUUUAAUUAUGAUGAUUUUGAUGAGAAUCAUUCAAGAAUUUCUGAAAUUCGAAAACAAAGAGAAUUGGCGAAGAUUGAGAUUGAUGGGGAAGAAUUGAGAAAAUAUAAAAAAGGUUGAUUUAUUUUUUGGGAAGAUUUAUAAAUUAAAAAAAUUUCAGCUUGUCACUUUGUUCCGUGAUAUGAUGUCGUGUGAGAAAGUUUGCGAUGAAAUGCGAAAAUUUGACGAACGUUCUAUGAAAAAUAUCAAUCGACUUAUUUUUGAACUAUAAUAAUAUUAUUUAUAAAUUUCCUAAAAGGUUUGCUUUAAUUUUUGCAUCUGUUCUCAUUUUCAUAUUGAAUAAACUGUUUUGGACCAAAACUAAUUUUUUUGGAAACUUUUUUCGUCAGAUUUCGAAAAAAUAUUUGGAACUUUUUUGAUUUUAGUUAAAUUGACUACUUUUUUCUGCAGAAUGUCGGAUGCAAAUCCGGAGAGAGGAAUAAUUACGGGUUGCUCAAAGGAAACGUUUUUCGUAACAACUUCGAAUGAUGUGAGUUUUGGAAAAAAACCACGAAACGUAAAAAAAUUCAGGAAUUCAUUAUGCGUAAAAAUAAUCUGUUUGAAGUUGGUGAUUGCUUGAAUAUUUUAUCGAAAAGCGAGACUCGAUGGAGAAAUCCAAGUGGAUCAUUUGAGAUGAAAGGAGUUGUUGAAAAUUGCGAGAAAAUCGAGACAUUCGUCGAGUGGAGUCUUCAAACCAACAAGAAUGGCAUUUUUAUAAUAUCUCAAAUUAUUGAUGUUCGUUUGUGUAAUCAUCCGAAUACUAAUGGACUUGUUCGAUGCUUUCGCACGCCGUUUCUUGAGGUAUUUUUUUGUUGAUCAGAAUCUGAACUUCAGAUCAUUCUACUGUAUUUCAAAUUGAAAAUAAGUUAGUUAAAUGGUUGAGAAAUUCACUUUCUCAUCCUAUUUAAAUUAUGGAUUUUCAUCAUAAAAAAUGAAUUUUCGUGAAUUUUUUUCGUUUUUUUUGAUGAAGCCUAUCGGUUUUCCCUACCCCAAAAAUUUCGCGCAUUUUUUGAGACCUGACACAAUCUUAUAGGGGUGGGACUAAAAAUUGACGGAAUCAACGGAAAAAUAAGAGAUUUAGAGAAAAAUUAUUGAAAAAUUUGAGGUCUAGCGAUUUGGGGUAGUGAAUUACUGUGAAACGACCAAAACUUGGUUUGAAUUCAGUGAAAACUUGAAAAUCAAUAGAAAUGUAUUAUUUUAUGUUCUAGAAAAGUUAAAUUUAGGUCUGAGAAAUUGAAUUUCUCAAUCAUUUUUGUGUUCUCGAAACUGAUAAAAUUUUCGGAGAAAUUUUUGAACAAAAUAUUUUUUUCUAGGAAGUUUACGAUAGCGAUGUUUCGAAAACCGAUAUGUACACUGAACGCGAACUGAUGAACAUGAAACUUGUUGCAGUUCAUAUCGUUAGCAGUGGUAAAAAUGGAUUUUGGGCUGUUUUGGAUAUCAAUGAAAUCAGGGACGCGACACAGGUGAGUUUUCAUCAAAAAAACGAACCGUAAAUUGAAAAAACAAACCUUUUUUAAGCAAAAUUCGUAUGAUCGUCGAAUUCUUAAAAAGGGUAUUUGUUUGGAAGCUACAGAAUAUCGAUCGAAAAAUGGUAGAGAUGAUAUUUAUCUCUGGAUUCCUUAUCGUCGUGAGUCAAUUUGUUUUCCAGAACAUAUCAGGUUCGUAUAUAUAUUUACAGAAUAAGUUACAUAAUUGAAGAUUUUUUUUCUAGAGGAACAACUAAUAAAAUGAAGUUUUUUGGAAAGUGGAUCAUGUUCACAGUGAAUAUGAAUAGUAAAAUGGAUGAAAAUAGUGUUGUUGAAUUGAUUGAUGAUGUUCUACCAACUCGAUUUUUUAAAAAUCGAUAUGAAGUCAAAGUUUUGGUUGAUUUCGAUGUGGAAUCUUGGAAUGGAAAAGGGUAUCCAGAAAUUUCGAGUGCACAUUGUGGAUUGAUUGCUGAUGUAACUGAUACUUUACGUGAGUGUUUUUUCAUUUUUUUUUUUUGCCGCCAAAAUUUGAAAAUUUCAAUUCCAAAUGCUGCCUUCAAAAAAUACGUUUCACAAUUUUCAUAUAAAAAUAAAAUUUGAAAAUUUUUUUGAUUCGCCAAUUGAUCACCUUUAAAAAAUUCGACAUUUUCAGGAUUUUACAAAAGGCUCAAUUCAUUUUCCGGAGAAGCUUGGGUUCAUUAUUUUCCGCAUGAACCAACGAGAGGAAUUCGAUUUGUGUUAUCAGAAAAACAAGAACAUUGGGAUGAGGAACCUAGAAAUGGUGUAUUCAGAAGUCGAGGAAGAUCGAGAUCACCUAGGAAUAAUGGAAGUUAUGAUAAUUCGACGGAUUUUAAUAGAAGAGAAAGAUCGAGACCACCAAGAGAAGAAGAAUUUGAGCAUAGGUAAGAUUUUGAAUACAUAUUUAGAAAAAAUAUUGUAUUAGUUGAUUUUUAAGUGAUUUGAGAAGAUCAAGAUCAGUGAGCAGAAAACCAAGUAAUCAACCAGAAGAAGAAAAUGAUUCUGAUGAUUCAUGGGAUCAGGAAGCGAAUCGAAGAUCGAGAAUGAGAGAAUCUUCAAGACCACCAAUGAGAUCACCGGAAAGAUCAAAUUAUCGAGACAAUUUUGAUCGUAGAAGAGAAAGAUCAAGACCUAGAGAAGAUUUUGAUAUUGUUGAUCAGAGAAAUCGAGAAUAUGAACGAAGAUCGAGAGAAACAUCGAGACCACCUUCGAGAAAAAAAGAUGAUACAAAUAGUAUUCCAUCAACAUCUCGAAGUUAUAAUGAUGAUCUAUCAAAAGCUCAGGCAAAUUUGAAAAAAUUGAAGACAAGAUAUGAAUAUUUGACUGCAAAUAAUAUGCCGAUUCCUGAAAAAUUAAGAGAAGAUCUUGGAAAUGCGAUUGCAGAAGAGAUUCGAUUGAAGAAAAACAAUCAGGAUCAGGAUGAUAGAAAAUCGGGAUCAUCAAGAGUUGAAGUGGAUGAAGAAGAUCUACAGAAAUAUAAAGAGGUGAGCCUUAAAUUAUAAUUUGAAAUUUCAAUAUUAUUUUUUAGCUUGUCGUAAUGUUCCGUGAAAUGUUGUCUUCUCAAGAAGUUUGUGAAGAAAUGCGAAGAUUUGAUGAAAUUGCAAUGGAUAAUAUUAAUCAACUACUUUUUGAUUUGUAA